AAUAAAAGACAUCUGAAUGUUCCUUUCUUCCCCAAUCACCCAAAUCAAAAUUCUCUCUUUCUCUAAGAGCUGAACAGAAACCCUUUAAAAAAAUUUCCUCUUUACCAGAAUGGCAUCAUCGGCAAUGGUGCUUGAUCCGAAACCCGUAUCAUCACCAUCAAGAUCCGACCUCCAACAACAAUCCUUCUCGGACCUUACAAACGCCGAUGAAGACGACCUCUACAGCCGUCUAAAAUCACUGCAACGGCAGCUCGAGUUCAUAGACAUCCAAGAAGAGUAUGUGAAAGAUGAGCAAAAGAAUCUAAAGCGGGAGCUGCUGCGUGCUCAGGAAGAGGUGAAGCGGAUCCAAUCGGUGCCUUUGGUUAUUGGUCAGUUUAUGGAGAUGGUUGACCAGAAUAAUGGGAUUGUGGGCUCUACAACUGGGUCUAAUUAUUACGUGAGGAUUCUUAGCACUAUCAAUAGAGAGCUUUUGAAGCCAUCUGCUUCUGUUGCCCUUCACCGACAUAGUAAUGCUCUUGUUGAUGUUUUGCCUCCUGAGGCUGAUUCCAGUAUUUCUUUGCUUAGCCAAUCUGAGAAACCUGACGUCACUUACAAUGAUAUUGGAGGAUGUGACAUUCAAAAGCAAGAAAUUCGGGAGGCAGUGGAGUUGCCACUGACUCACCAUGAAUUGUACAAACAAAUUGGAAUAGACCCACCUCGUGGCGUCUUGCUUUAUGGUCCCCCUGGCACUGGAAAAACUAUGCUUGCCAAGGCUGUCGCCAAUCAUACAACUGCAGCCUUUAUUAGAGUUGUUGGCUCUGAGUUUGUUCAGAAGUAUUUGGGUGAGGGCCCUCGUAUGGUUCGUGAUGUUUUUAGACUGGCAAAGGAAAAUGCUCCUGCAAUUAUUUUCAUUGACGAGGUUGAUGCUAUUGCAACUGCUAGAUUUGAUGCACAAACUGGAGCUGAUAGAGAAGUUCAACGUAUCUUGAUGGAACUUCUGAAUCAGAUGGAUGGGUUUGACCAGACAGUGAACGUAAAGGUAAUUAUGGCUACAAAUCGGGCGGACACUUUGGACCCUGCACUUCUUCGUCCUGGAAGGCUAGAUCGAAAAAUUGAAUUUCCUUUGCCGGAUAGACGGCAAAAGAGGCUCGUCUUCCAGGUUUGUACUUCUAAGAUGAAUCUCAGUGAUGAGGUUGACUUGGAAGAUUAUGUUUCUCGACCAGAUAAAAUCAGUGCUGCUGAGAUUGCAGCUAUUUGUCAGGAGGCAGGGAUGCACGCAGUGCGCAAGAACAGGUAUGUCAUACUACCAAAGGACUUUGAGAAAGGUUACCGGACCAAUGUGAAGAAGCCUGACACCGACUUUGAAUUCUACAAAUGAGAAAUGCAAAGCUUUUUAUGCUUAUGCCGGGCGAACUAUCAGGACAUUGUUAUUAGGGAUGGCUAUUUAAUUGCAGACAAGAUGCUGAAGACUUGUACUCACCCCUUUUUAACACUAUUUUAUAUGGAAUUGCUAGUGGGUGGUCAUUGAUACAUCCGAGUUGAUGCAGCAUGUUGGCGAAGAAUGUGCAUUAGUUGCUCAUAGGCUAGGCUCUCUAUGAACCUUUUCCCUUUUUUCCAAGUUCAUGUGUUUCAUAUGCACUUAAUGUUUCAUUAUAUGACAUUAUCAUCCCCCAAUCUUUUCUCAUCUCCCUUUGUUUUGUAAACUUGUGAUUACAGAAAAGUAGUGUCUCUUGCUCUUUCUUUU
Ricinus communis (castor bean) is the source of this 1723-nucleotide messenger RNA. Its product is annotated as 26S proteasome regulatory subunit 6B homolog. Gene Ontology annotation, molecular function: ATP hydrolysis activity; proteasome-activating activity; ATP binding. The record is from RefSeq and is a predicted model, not a curated record. Gene Ontology annotation, cellular component: proteasome regulatory particle, base subcomplex. The transcript is spliced from 6 exons. Bases 110 to 1357 code for a protein of 415 amino acids. NCBI's taxonomy places the organism in Eukaryota, Viridiplantae, Streptophyta, Magnoliopsida, Malpighiales, Euphorbiaceae. Gene Ontology annotation, biological process: proteasome-mediated ubiquitin-dependent protein catabolic process.